AUGGAAAGUAAUAAAGACGAAGCAUUAAAAUGUCUUUCAAUAGCAAAAAGUUCCUUGGAAAAGGGAGACUAUGCAAAGGCAUUACGAUUCACUGAAAAGUCCAUUCGUUUGUUUCCAACUGCUCAAGGAGAACAAUUGUUGUCAUUGGUGAAAAAGAAGAGCUCUGAACCCAAUAAAUCAAGUUAUACCACAUCAUCAACAAAUGCCACAUCGACUCCAUCUCGCCAACAAACCAGCACGCCUGAACCGGCGCAAGAGCGAAAGUAUACUGCUGAACAAGUGAAAGCUGUAAAAACCAUUUUGGCCUGUGGUAGAGACUAUUAUAAGGUAUUGUCUGUAGAAAGAACAGCAACCGAUGUACAAAUCAAAAAAGCAUACAGAAAACAAGCUUUGCAAUUUCAUCCUGACAAAAAUAGUGCGCCAGGUGCGGACGAAGCUUUCAAAUUGGUUGCCAAGGCAUUUGAUGUAUUAUCAGACUCAAACAAACGAGCCAUCCACGACGAAGGAGGAGACGCAGACAGCAGUCGAGGACGAACAUCGUCUUAUCAUCAACAGCAUCAACAGCAUGCAUACAACAGAAGAUAUGGUGAUGAGGUGUCGCCAGAGGAUCUAUUCAACAUGUUCUUUGGUGGAGGUAUGCGUAACAAUUUUGGACCUAGUUUCAGGGCACAACAGCAACAGCAAAGAUAUAGACAGCAACAGCAACGAUUUAGACAACAACAAAGACAUCAGAGAGCGGGUGAUGGGGAUCUGUCUAGUGGUUUAUCACAAAUGAUGCCAAUUAUUCUUAUAUCUAUUCUUGCCAUCUUCGCGCUACUCUUUUCAUUUGACGGAGAGCCACUCUACACGUUCCGUCCUCAACCACCCAACACGAAUCUGAGAAGCACCAAAUCCAACCACAUCAAUUAUUACGUCAAUCCAAAGGUGUUUGAUACAACCGUCAAGAACAACAUGUAUAAAUUUCAGAGAACAGAGAGGCAGAUUGAGAGUGAAUGGUUGGGUGAGCUGAGGGCUGCUUGUACUCAAGAGCAGAGACAAAGGGCAAAUUUGAUGGCUCAAGCAGACGGUGUUGUGUUUGGCAUUAUUGGACGAAAUGAAAAGGCUUACAAUAAGGCGGCAAAUAUGAAAAUGAAGAAUUGCGAUGAAUUAAGGAGGUUGGCUCCCAAGAUCAGAGGUUGA
This is a messenger RNA of Mucor velutinosus, 1179 nucleotides long. RefSeq names its product Cytochrome b5 heme-binding domain-containing protein. The transcript has 3 exons. The coding region runs from base 1 to 1179 and encodes 392 amino acids. NCBI's taxonomy places the organism in Eukaryota, Fungi, Mucoromycota, Mucoromycetes, Mucorales, Mucoraceae. Gene Ontology annotation, cellular component: endoplasmic reticulum membrane. The record is from RefSeq and is a predicted model, not a curated record. Gene Ontology annotation, biological process: cellular response to misfolded protein. Gene Ontology annotation, molecular function: Hsp70 protein binding.